Messenger RNA from Pectinophora gossypiella (pink bollworm), 9242 nucleotides. It is a transcript of the gene tws, whose product is annotated as protein phosphatase PP2A 55 kDa regulatory subunit. The coding region runs from base 257 to 1624 and encodes 455 amino acids. Gene Ontology annotation, biological process: peptidyl-serine dephosphorylation. The transcript has 10 exons. Lineage: Eukaryota; Metazoa; Arthropoda; Insecta; Lepidoptera; Gelechiidae. The record is from RefSeq and is a predicted model, not a curated record. Gene Ontology annotation, cellular component: cytosol; protein phosphatase type 2A complex. Gene Ontology annotation, molecular function: protein phosphatase regulator activity; protein binding.
UUCUGCAGUGGCAGCAAUUUGUUGUAUAUUUUCUCAGCGCCAUUGCUUUUUACCGAUGUAAUGUUGAAAUGAUUAUAAUCCGUUUUAAUCGGCAAAUAUAUGUGAUGUUUUAGCAAAAGAUUGAAGUGAUUGUGUACUAAAACUAUCGAACUUCUUAAAGUUUUUGUGCUGGGCUUUGUCAUGGCCGGUAAGUGGUGACUUUUAGCGCCCCAUAGUCAAGGGCGAAGUCGGAUUUGGGAAUCGCAAUAAGUCGAAGAUGUUUUAUCGUUCAAACUCAGACGGCAAUGGUGGGGAGACAACAUGGUGUUUCAGCCAGGUGAAAGGCACUCUAGAGGAUGAUGUGACUGAGGCGGACCUAAUCUCGUGUGUCGAGUUCAACCAUGAUGGAGAAUUGCUUGCCACCGGAGACAAGGGUGGCAGGGUGGUUAUAUUUCAGAGGGACCCGGCAUCGAAACAGUGCGUUCCGAAGAAGGGCGAAUACAACGUGUACUCGACGUUCCAGUCCCACGAGCCGGAGUUCGACUACCUGAAGUCGCUGGAAAUCGAAGAGAAGAUCAACAAGAUACGGUGGCUCAAGAGGAAGAACCAGGCGCACUUCCUGCUUUCCACUAACGACAAGACUAUUAAAUUAUGGAAGGUGUCAGAGCGGGACAAGCGCGUGACGGGGUACAACACGCGCGAGGAGGGCGGGCGGCCGCGGGACCCGGCGCGGAUCACGCAGCUGCGGGUGCCGCAGGUGCGGCCCGCCGAGCUCAUGGUGGAGGCCAGCCCCAGACGGAUAUUCGCGAACGCGCACACAUACCACAUAAACUCGAUCUCGCUUAACUCCGACCAGGAGACGUACCUGUCCGCGGACGACCUCCGCAUCAACCUGUGGCAUCUCGAGAUCACGGACCAGAGCUUCAACAUCGUCGAUAUCAAACCCGCCAAUAUGGAGGAGCUCACUGAGGUUAUAACCGCAGCGGAGUUCCACCCGACUGAAUGCAAUCUCUUUGUAUAUUCUAGUAGUAAGGGCACGAUCCGCCUGUGCGACAUGCGCGCGGCCGCGCUGUGCGACCGGCACGCCAAGCUGUUCGAGGAGCCCGAGGACCCGCAUGCGCGCUCCUUCUUCUCCGAGAUCAUCUCCUCCAUCUCAGACGUCAAACUCUCCAACUCGGGCAGAUACAUGAUGUCGCGAGAUUACCUAGGUUUAAAAGUGUGGGAUCUCCGCAUGGAGACGAAGCCAGUAGAGACAUAUCCCGUGCAUGAGUACCUGCGCUCGAAGCUGUGCUCGCUGUAUGAGAACGACUGCAUCUUCGACAAGUUCGAGUGCUGCUGGAGCGGGGACGACCAGCGCCUCAUGACGGGUUCCUACAACGGAUUUUUCAGGCUGUUCGAGCGCGGCGUGGGCGGCGCGCGGCGCGGCGAGCUGACGCUGGAGGCGGCGCGGGACGCCGCCGCGCGCCCAAGGCAGCCGCUGCGCCCGCGCAGGGUCGCCGCCACCGCCAAGAGGAAGAAGGACGAAAUAAGCGUGGACUGUUUGGACUUCAACAAGAAGAUCCUGCAUACAGCGUGGCACCCUCACGAGAGCAUCAUCGCAGUAGCGGCCACCAACAACCUGUUCAUCUUCCAAGAUAAGUUCUAGCCUCCCGCCUAGCGUAUCUAGCCUAGCCUAGUAACGAGGACGUUAACUAACAGCAGACGGUAGAAGGGAACCAACUUGCAAUCAACGGUAGACAGAAAAAUCACUGCAAUCAAAGGACGAUACAGCCGUGAGGAAUUGUAUCGUUCAACGGAGCUAAGAAGGUGGUGGAUGACCUAACCAUAAUGUCGGGAUGCAGACGACAAGUAAUACAUAAUGUUUUGUCUGGUAUCUCGACAGAUCAAGGAUUGAGUGAGGUUAAAAUAGUGAGAAUUGAAACCAUGGAUUUCACGGCAAAGGACUUAAUAUUUGAAUGUUUUUUUUUAUUAAUUUUUGGUUAGGAAUGUAAAGUUGUGAUGUUCUACAAAAAAGAUUAAAAAAGCUGUAGGAACUUGGCAGUAGCGAAAAUAUGUCAGCAGUUGUCAUUUGUCAGAAAAAGACAAAAACAAGAUGGCGUAAAAAUAGCCGCCAUUUUUGUAUUUACACCAGUGUUACCAGCAGAAAAUUUACUACUACUAUUUACUAACUUAUUCUACUAUGGUCAUAGCUCUCAAGUCCUACUAAUUGUUAUAUUUUAAAACAUAUUAAGAAAAGCAUACGCGCCAAAAUUCGACAUUCUUUUCUGUAGAACGUCACAAUUGUAGGAGAACUUAAAAAGAGACAUUGUGCAUACGUAAGGGUUACUACAGCAAUAGAUGAGGUCUUAAAUGUACUGUUAUGUGCUAUUUCAUUCUCUUGUAAGAGUUGUGGCAUUGACAGAUGUUCGUGAAAUGUAUAAAAGCAAUAAGCCAUACACUGGCAUGAAAAUAUCGAAAGUAUUACAAAAUAUAGAUACACGAAAAAAAAAAACCAUUUUCAUUAUUUACUUAUCAUGCAAAAAUGCCUCUAAAAAUUUAAUAGAUUUUAUUCAAUCGCGCAUGACCUCUGGUCCUAGUAACAACAAAUAUUGAGGGAAAACGGGUUAUUUUUCGAAUUUCAAAUUGAAUUUUUGUAUUGAUCUCAAAAAAAAUCUGUCAGAUGUCAAAAAGUUUAAAUUCAGUAUGUAACACAAAAAGUAAGAUAUGACUGAUAAAUCCUACGGGAUUUUGUUCUUAAUUGGAUGUAUACGAUGGCGUUUUGAAGAGAUCGUGUGUUUAGGUUUGUAUAACUAGCGAGAUAAAAAGGAAUGUAAAGUUACAAUAAGUUGCAAAUAUUUUUACACAAAAUUGUUUGUCUUUCAAGUAUAUUUGACAUUGACAGUGUAGGGGUAACCCUGAUCAUUGAACUCACAACCUACACGAGAGAAAAGGAAGUGAGUCGAGUAAAAUCAAAUGUUUUUAUGAAUUAUAUCUCAUACAAUUUCGUACUAUAUCGAACCCUUCACCAAUACUUUUGACUACUAGUUAUAGAAACUUCACACGCUGUCUCUAGCACUGCAACACAACUAAAAAAAAUAUGUAAAGAGAUAAUGCAUUAAAUGCUCCUUAGUCUCAAAAGAAAAUGAAUAAAAAAAUGAUUGUAAGGAAAAUGCCGUCGAAGGUUAGUGUAGUCCUCUUUACUUCGGGCUAGUGUUACAAGUCAUAGCAAUGGUAGCUGUCGAUUGAGUUUAAAAGAGUGUAUAAUAUAACAUACCAUUUACAGCCAAUAUUGUCCCAGUACUGGUAGAGGGCAUAGAAAAAAAAAAAAAACUAUUGGACUUGAAAUGUAUAGUCAAACCGUAAUAUUUAUUUCUUUUGUUAUACUUUGGUUGUAACGCCAAAUUCCAAUUAUAUAGUGGGAACUCAACUCAAGAUCUUAGAGAUGUGAUAUUAAAACAAAGCUAAUCUUCGUUCACUGCCGGGCGUAGGCUUUCUUUCAACAUUGAGACAAUUUGGGGAAACUACAGCAAGACGCUAGUUAUCAACAUAAACACAACAAAUAUUGUGGAAUUCGAAUAGAAGUAGCUUAUUUAACUUCUCAGAUAACUCUCGCAAUAUUUGUCGUAGGUUUUUCGCGUCUAUGUAGUUUAUAAACGCGACUUUACAGUGGAUGGGAGUGACUAGUACGGUCACCACGAGUACUAGUAUGUACACACUUUGAAACCAUGUCACAUUAACUUUUUUGACAAAUUAAACCGUAAGUUUCGUUAAAUGUCAAACAUGAUAGUGCGACAGGGUCCUAAAGUGGGUACAUGAUAUUGCUCAUGACUGUACAGGAAAUACACUCGACUAGUCUGUUUGUCGGCUUAUUAGCCAUUUUGUGGUCACACUUCUGUCUAAACUUGUUUGAAGAACCUGUGCCCUAAUAGCAUUUAGUCACUCUUCGUUUUUACGUAAACAAAUAUUAAAUAUUAUCACUAAAGAUGCAAUUUCACAUUGAAGUUACAUUAUUUUCAUUCAAACAUCACAAUUUAUCAUAAUGUUACUAUCCUCUUGUAAAGUACUAUUGACAGCUAUCAAUGUAGUUAUAUUGUUAAAUCGUGUUGUGUCGUAUUGUAUGGAAUUAAACUAAUAACAUUAUGUAUAUACAGUUUUGUAUUGGCCUUAACUGGUAAUUAAAAAAUGUAUUGAAGUCAAAUUGAUAUAGGUUUGAAAUUCCCAUCUGCGGUUCUCCUAUAUUCAUUAUAAUAAGAUAUCAAAGCUACUUAGUUUAAAUAAGAGAAAACAAUGCAAUAAUAUCGAUUACUAAAGUUGUUAUAAGUUACUCAGUAAAUAGUUCCAUACAAUAUUUUUCCAUACAACAUUUCUCCAUACAUAAUUUUUCCAUACAAUACGACAGAACGCACGCUAGCUAGAAUCGUAAGUCCGUUACUUGAUAAUUUAUACGCUUUUCAUACUUAAGGUUCUAAGCGUAAAAUAAGUAUUUAUUGUUAAAUAAAAAAAAAUGAAAAACAAGUUGAUAAGGUGAAGCUCGACCUUGAAUAUGAGAUUAGUUAGGUAUAUCAAAAUGAUAUCGAAUGGAUAUUAAAAAUUUGUCGCCUUAAAGUUUUGACAAACCUGUUCCUUUUGUAGAGUAGCUAUAUUUGUUUACGUUUUGUCUAUCAAUUUUAACAAAAUACUCGAAUAGUUUGCCUAUUCGGUGUUUCUCGAAUACUAUCUUGGCGAGACACCAAGGCUAAUAGUACAUAGGAGACUAAUAAUAUUUCAAUAAUCUUGAAAUCUUCACUUCUUCAGUUUCAUAUAGACAAGACUGUUGAUAAAUAUAGCAUAUUCUUGGUUUGGAUAGUUUUUGUUAAGCGUUUAGGUCACAGUUGUAUGCAAAAUGCGUGGCUCUGGCUGCCCCGUUAUCGCUUACGAGCGUGACUAUCAAAUAAACGAGUAACCUUAGAUCUUUUUAAAUGCAUAGUAAAAGCAAGCUUUAAAUAUGACACAGUAUAAAUAAGUAGGAAUAAAAUAAUCAAUUUUUUUUCAAUAAAUCAGCACAUCAUUGAUUUAUGUCAGUUGGGCUGGUCUAUAACGGCCACAUUGAAGCAAUGAGGGACAUUUCAAGCUACGUUCCUUAAAAAACAAUAUAGAUGGUAUGUCGUAGUGAGUUUGGCGCGAGUUCAGAUGGUUCCGAACAUUCCGAUAUCAAAUACAUAAACAAGCGGCAAAGAAAGAGGGUAGACAGAUAUGUCUGCCCGUAGAAAAUUAUGGAUCUACAUACUCCACUCCAAUCUCAUCAGUCAUCCCGUGAUCAUGGCACUUGCAACAGUGUCGAAAUAUCGGGAGUCUCAUAUCCCUACUUUAAACGCGGUAAGAACCCGUUAUUAUGUGUUUUAAUUAUGAUAAUAACCGCGUAAACUGUAUGCAUUGGUUGGCACUGUACAGAUUUGCCUUCGUUUAACCUUGUAAUUUGCAUCUAUAAUCGUUGUUUUGGGUAUAGAUGACCCUUUUUAUUACACUCAGGCACUGAUUAUUAUUAUGAUCAAAAUAAAGAGAAGCAAUACAGGUAGCAACAUAAUUCUAUACAAUAUCUGAUCCAAAUAUCGAGCAAUAAUUAUUUUUAUAUAUGCGUCUGCCAUUAGAUUACAGUUUUGAAUAAUUAUGUACCAGAGCAAUGAGAGAAUAGGUAAUUAUCACGUUAAAUCUGUGCAACGCUAUCUGUAUUGUUUCUGGGGAACGUAGUCUAGAAAAUUCCUCAUUCAUCUAAACAGCAAUAUGGCAAUUUGACAUUUGCGCAUGUAAAAGUAAUUUGUGCAAGAAUAGCAAUAUUACUUUUUUAAAUGAAUCGCUCCGAUGUGGCUUUGUUACUAACCUUCCAGAUCAUAAAUUAGUCAAAGGCUUAAGGCGACAAAUCUAACAAAAUUGGUGUUCGUAAAACCUAAGGCUAAAGGAAUUUAUGAAUAUCAAUAUUGUCCACCGUUUUGUUAGAGGCGAUUCAUGUAGUAUAUGCAAGUUCUAAUUAUACAUCUCUUUAAGUAAUCUUGAGUAAAGAUCUUGUAAAGAACAUAAGUUUCAACUAUAUCCCAAUUGGGGUAGGCAGAGGUACAUCCAUCGCAUGAUGAACUGAGUCAGUGGGUGAGGUGUGGACCUCACCAACCGUUCUGUUAGACCAACGUGAUAGGUGAGCCGUAUCGCCGUUUAUUCUAGUAUAAGCAGAUGGUUUUCGUACGUUUGACAAACUUACAUUGACCAUCCGACUUCUAUCAAAUCUUAUUUAGCCUAACUGAUCCCACUGCUGGGCAAAGAUUUCCCUUUGAUCUUUCAUCAUAAUAACAUCAGUAACGUACAUACAUAGACAGCCUAUAAUACGUCCUACUGCUGGGUACAGGCCUCGCGGAUGGAGCAUACUCCACCACGCUGCUCCACUGCGGGUUGGUGGGAUAACAUCGGUAAAUGGUUUUAAAUAGGCUACUUGAUAACUUAGUCACAUGAGAUAUUUUUUGCGAAACGUCAAAACGAAAGUUUUCUUUAGAGUUUGUAUGGAAAUACUGCCCUGUGACGUCAUCAAUAAAAGCGGUCAAACGUCGUACUCAUUGUUACUCAAUUCAUGAAUCAAAUUCGAAAUUAAGUCGAAAAGUAAAAUUAGAUUAAUUUUGGUCAACUUAGACUGGCUUCUGAGCUAGCAUUUUGUAAUUUAUCUUCAACACAGUCAAAUAACCUUUUACUUGAUUGCUAUAUGAAUCGCCGCUACCCUCAAAUAAUACAUACGUAAUAAUGGAGCGCCCGAGUGCGACCUUUCAUUCGUAGGCCCGUGCCUUACACUGUAUGUAAUGUUUUGUUAUUUUUAUUUAUUAUUUACUAUACUUUUGUGAUUGUUUACUAUGAAUUCUUCAGCUAGGCAACAUCUGCUGGGGUAGAGAGAACGGAAUGAUUGCUGGAAACUAUUUUUAUUGUGACUUUGUUUAUAUAGUGGGUGCUUUUUAGAUGAAAUGAUCUGAACGGAUUUUAGGGCGAAAUUUUGUCUUUUUUUUUUAAUUUUCAAUAAUAAUAUUGUUGGUCAAAUCAAAAUUUUAAAGAUACAAUUUGUUAAAUAAUCAGAAACAUACGUAACUUCGUCACAUACAAUUAGACGUUUAAUUGAGUCUAACUUGGUCUAAAUUAACAUAUUACACUAGCGGCGAUGCCGCGCUGUGCAGCCACUGAUAGGCGUUGGACCAGGUAAGACACAGACCUACCACCUUACAAAUAAAAAAUAAACCAGGGAUGAACGUGAGCUUAAGUAUUUGUCAGCCAAGCAAAAAUUGAAUCAAAUUAUCAUACAAUUCAACUGAACUUUGCUUGGCUGUCAAAUACUUAAACCCACGUUCAUCCCUGGUUUUAUUUUAUUUGUAAAAUUUAAAUAAAACUUACGAUUACGUAUAUAAAAACAAUAAAUGUGACAAGUUCAUAAUGAUGUUAAGAUCGUUUUAUUUAAUGCGUACUCUACUUUUGAACAGAGGAAAAAUAUCAGUUGCAUUGCUAUUUUGUAAUAUAGAACAAUGUCUGACUUAAAACAGCAUUUGAAAUGAAAUAAGAAAUGCCAUGCAACUGAUUGAACAACAAUAAAAUAGUAAAUAUGUCACAAUAACAAAUCUUACUUCUCGAAGCCUCCAAGAGAUAAAAUGAAAUUGUAAUCGGUACCUUGGGAUUCAUUGGGCAUAAAUUACUUACGGAAACAUUUCGAUUUCUAUGUGAUUUUGUUUAAUAAUGUACGUGUAAGGAAGCUUAACAGUAUCUAAAAUAAAAAAUGUAAAUAUAGCGAACGAAUGGAGGCCUGAACAAUAUAUAAAUAUAGAAAUAUUUUGUCACAACAUGUAUGUACAGAGUUGUUAUAUAUUUUGUACUUUGUGUAAAGCUUGAUAAAGAAAAUUAUGUUCAUUAAUAUUUGAAAUGAAGUUUUUGAUCGUUUCCGUGUUUAGAACGAUGCUCCGUGUGAACUCCAGUUAGGAACAAGUUUAUGAACAAAUGUAGUUACUAUGAACUAGCGUUAGACAGACUUACACUAAGUUAAGGUGUUUAGUGUAGGUUUCACUGAUACGUUCCCAUUAAAGACUAAGGAGAUAUGCAAUAAUAUAGUCGUCUCGUUCGCACUCUGCGAUCCCUGAUGCGAGCGGAACAACAGAUCCGUUGUGGCAGUUGUGGCGACUGCUUGGUUGUAACAUGUUUCUAACUUCAGUCCGCACGCACGGGCGGUAUUGGCUGUAUUCAGGCACUUCCAUUGCUUGUGUCUAUUACCAUAAUCUCCGUAUUUUUUUUUGAUGUUGAUCGAUUUGUAUAGGAUGUGUUAAGUUUUAGUUUUUUUUUCCUUUUUGUAAGGGGCCCAGUCAAUUCCUCACGCGGGCUAGUUAUAAGCGAACACUGAAUUCAGAAGCUAUCUGCUACAUACUUAUUGGCCGAUAGAUAAGUGAUAAAUUAAAUGUGUGAUAAUUAUUAUAAUGUAACGCCUUCGCAGCUACGUUUCUUUGCUUCGGAAGCAUAAACAGGAAUUGACUACGUCCCCUGUGUCGAUAUAUCAAUGUAAAAUAAUGUGAGCUCUGUAGUGUAAAUGCAAAGACAACGAGUGACAGGGACGGAGCGAGUGUGGAGCGAGUGCGCGACGCGUGCCCGGCGUAAGUUAAGUCUAGUUUAUAGUUAGGCAAAAACUGUGAAAUCGCAGAACAGUGAAACAAAUAAUCAGGUUUUUCUUUCCUGCAUCGAGGGAUCAACAGAGUUUGCUUGUGAUAAUCGCAAUAAGCGGUGUGUUAGUGGUUUUUGGACUAAAUUGAAUGUGAAUAGACGAUGAUUUUUUUUUGUGUACCGUUUUGAUCCGGGGGGUCCUCGUGCGAUUGUUGACAACGAAUUGUGCUGUCGGCGCUGGGUCUGCGCGCUUGACCCGACACUAGCCUCUGAUGCCGGUAUAUGAAUUGUAACACUUGGCAAUUUAACACGGAGUGAGCCAAUCCCAAAUGUAUCACUGACGUUACAUCUGACGUCAUAAUCAAAAGCAAUAUGUAACGUUUACACCCUCACAGUUUUUUACCAAACACUCCCUGUUAAAUUGCCAAAACGCCGUAGAAUAUCACAAAAUCAUUGUUAAACACUUAUGUAUGUAAUAACCGGUGUGAGAGCAUAAAUUGUAAAUCACUGAUAUUGAAGUCUGUUGAUGUGAAGCCCCGAGAAAUAUGGAAUAUGUGCCAUGAUGUGUCGGGCCAAAUGCGCGGCAGGCACGAGAGUGUUGUUGAAUCCAAAAUAUUUCCUAUAAUAUAAAUUUUUAUAUCUGA